This is a messenger RNA of Oryctolagus cuniculus (rabbit), 31279 nucleotides long. NCBI's taxonomy places the organism in Eukaryota, Metazoa, Chordata, Mammalia, Lagomorpha, Leporidae. The record is from RefSeq and is a predicted model, not a curated record.
AAGACAGGAUGAGGCCCAUUCAUUGAGAUCAUCACCUGUCCUCAGCUCCAUUUAGAAACUGUGAGAAAGCUGGGGUUCGCCCUGGGAGUGAGAACUGAGUAGGUUAAGGGGGAGUUGGCCAUGCGACCACUGGCCCCAAAGAUUCUCAGGCAGUGACAGUUGCUGGGGGGACAGUUAGAACCUGAGGCAGUUGGAGAGGCUGUGACAGCCGGCAAUCUAAUAGCCAGCAGGUGCUGUUGGCAAGCAGCUGGGGCUGAGGCAGGGUGAAGACCCAGGAAAUAUCACAUCAUUGAGACCCUCUAUCCUCUUUUGCGUCACAGUUCCCCAUUGCAAGCUUUGGUGGAAGGUGCUGAGAAGGUGGAGAGCUGGAGGGGCGAGUGCUCUUCCACUUUAGCUGCAAGGUGUGGGGUGAAGCUUACCCCAAGGAGCAGGGGUGGGACCAGAGGGACCCGACCUGCAGGGACAAGUUUUUCCUGUUCUUCCACCUCUGUGGUCAGGUGUUUUCUCCUGUUCCACCACCUCUGUGGUCAGGUGGCCCCUGCACACUCUGGUUACUUACUUGGCCCUCAUGAGCACAGCCAGGUGGGAGUCAGUCUGGUCCUUUACUAAAAGGCCAGUGGAACAAAUGGGAAGACCAGGUAUUCCCCAAGGAGAUCAUUGCCCUUGGCAGUAGCAUCUGCCGGAGGUGUUGGACUUGACCAUGAUUUUGGCUCCCAGUUCCCUAACAACCUGUGUGAAAGGAGGAGGGAACGCUCCCUCCCAAUUCCCACAGCUGUCACUUGGCCCUCACUGCUCUCAAGUGAGUGGGACGACUGGCUUUUCUGGGUGGCCUACCUCCACUCUACUCUUCACAAAACAGCUGGAAUUUGAAAGUGGGGCCCUUCCUUCCACAAGCCCUUGCAUGGCCUCGGAGACUUCCCUGGCCUUAGGCCCCCGCACUGCCCUGCUAACUACCUGCCUGACAUCACUGUAUGCUUCCUCCUCCUGGGGACUGUCUCCCUGCCUGCCUCUGGGGUCCUGCAGGUCUCACCAAGAGCACACAUUCUGGAAAGCACGCCUGUCUCCCAGCGCCUCCCUGCCUGGUCUCUGCCUCCAGUUACACUGUCCAGGGCCGUGGUCACAGAGCAUGGGUGUUUCUCUGGUCAGGUCUGUCCAUUGGUGACUUUGUUUUCUUCCUCCAGUGCUGAAUGCACACGCGGUACAAAGCUGAUAAGUGAACAAACUCCAGAUUUCUCCUUUGGGCAAGCUGGCCUGCAUUCUGCCAUGAGGAAGACUUCAUUUGCGCCUUGCUCACUUGCUAGGAAGUUUUGGUGGCUUGGAGUCUUACGGGCUGAUGCUACAGUAUCGCAGUGGGGCUCUCAUAGGCACCAGGAUUUAACACUCUGGCCAAGGCGGUCCCUGGAGAAACCCAGCUCUUUUUGGACUGUGGUUGGGGCUGUCUCUCCUGCACACUAGGUGCCUCCCAACUCCCUUCAACAAGCCUAUGGCCUCCUUACAUUAAACUCUGAUUUCUCUUCCUCUGAAUGAUUUUAAGGGUUCGUUUUUGGCCCUGAUCAUACUACUUUAGCCUAUGUCUUUCACUGGUAAUUGUUUUUGUGUGUCUGAUUUCCCCUCAGCUACUUUUAAACUUUUAAAGGGUGAAGACUCUUGGUUUUGUGCUUCUCACAAUGCCUCCAAGGACGUUAACCAAACUCCGACAUACAACCCUCUGCACUGAAAUCAGAAAUAUGUGGUUCCUGGUAGAAUAUAAGGAUGUGAGAGUGCAUGUGCACAUGGGCAGUCAGGGGUUUUGUUUGUUUGUUUGUUUGUUUUACUGUUUUGAUCACUCUUACACCCGCGGAGCUUGAGUGUAAGUGCUUGGAGUACUGACACUAGUUAGUUGAAGAAAGUAAUUUUUUAAAACAUGGUGGGGAAAAUACACAGGCUCAUUCUUACUCUGAAAAGUUCUAAUAAUAAAAAGCUGUUAACAUGGCAGCAAUCUUCCCAGUUUUUCCUGAUCAGUGGUUUUGAGUUAUUUUGAAUAAUAUAUUAUAAUUUACUACUUAUGUAUUAUAAAUAGUAUAUAGUAAUAAUUUAUCGGUUGGUUUCUGACAUGUUGAACCCGACCAAAUAACAGCACUGCUAGCAAGAUUGGUUUAAUCUACAGGAAAAUAGUAUUGGAUGACAAAAGUUUGCUUCCUAGCUGAAUACUUCAGAGAUGUGACCCUUAGGCAGGGCAGCAGCUUCUUAAAAGCAGAUUUGCAGAAGGGCAGCUGGAAUACAGGGAGGAGCUCUUCUCUGUGAUUCCAGAGACUUACUGCCCUGCUGUGCCCUAGGCGAAGCAGCCCUGUGACUUUGGGAGGGGAAUAAAUAGGAGGAGGUCUUACUGGGUUCCCUUGAAUUUUAACACUGGAAGGGAUAUUAUAUCAGUCAUUCAAGCUUUUCCCAAAGGUUGCCCUGAUGGAGAUGGGGGAAAAUGUGGACUGGGGUCUGGGGGUCAUGCUGCUGUGGGGUGACAGCAUGACAUAUCUGGAACUUGAGUUGAUGGGCAGGUGCAUUACACAGAUAAGAGAUGCGUUAACUUGUGCUACCUCACCGCUGAGUUUCUGGGCCUGUGACGCUGAUGACCGAUCGAUCCACCCAGGAGGCAGGCAUCUUUCUUGGUGUAAAGAUCUGACCUCCAAAGAUUUUAGGGGAGAUGAUCUGUGUGCAAAAUGGUUCACACAGUUAAAAGAAUCUGAAAAAGAAGUGUGACAGUAAACAGGAGAUGGCAGCAUUUUAAAUUUAUUUCUUUACACUGUGAUAGGUUCCUCCCUGAUUUCAUCCUUUGUGGGCCCACAAACUUGCCCGAGGUACACUGAGAGAAUGUUUCUGCUCUCACUGUUUCUAAAACAAGAGAGUUGAAAUAGAUGAUCCCUGGACUCCCUUCAGCUUUACCAAUCUGUGAUUUAAGUUUACAUCCCUGAAAUAAUAGGUGCUAGAUAACCUUUGGCUCCGAUCCUGCCCUCUUUGGUUUACUGACCUGGUAUUUUUUGUUGGCAGCAGGAUCUGGGGCCACAAUUGCUGCAGCCCAAAACAACUAGUGAGAAACAUUGUGCAAAAUGAGUUUUAUCACUUCUCAGGCUAGGGCUUCCUUUAUCCUUGUGGAUGGGUUAGGGGGAAAGCUUCAUGCCCACACAGCACUGCCUGAAUCGCUACUAGGGGGAACUGAUGGGCAGGUGUGGAAAUUCUCAAGCUUGCUUGCCUCUCUUUUAUCCGCAGCCGAAAGUUGCUCCCAUACAACAUUUGUCAUUUUCACUGAACACAUGACUGAAAAUCCUGCCUCAGUUCCUUCCUUCCUCUGAGUUGAAAGAAUGGGACAACACUGCAGUCUGUUCCUCUUUAUUUUGUUUGCAAGUCCAAGCAUCUUGAUGCUUAGGCAUGUUUUUGCUAGCCAUGCUCCUUAACUACCAACACAACACUUUUCAGAAUACCAUGAUUACUAUUGUGUCAAAAAAAGAAAGAAUACCACGAUUAUUGAUGAGCAAUACUAUUGAUAACAACUAUAAUAUAGCAAGUACACUCAGAUUAUCAUGCAUUUUCCUUUACAAUAUUUCUAGCAGGACAUCAAAUACCCUUCCAAAUUAAUAAUUUAGCUAUUUCAAUUCACAAAGUUUUGCUUUUUGAUGAAUGCUAGCUUUGAGUCAAGACUCCUGGUUGCAAGUGACAGAAACCCAACUUAAACUAGCUUAAGCAAAAGGAAUUUCUUGGAUCAGAUCAUUCAAAAGUCUUGAAAUGCAAUAGUCUCAAGUUUGCCUAAAUCCAGGUGGCUCAAACACCAUCAAGACCCUUGCUCCAUCUCUUAGCUUCACUUUCUCUCUGCAUUGGCCUCUUUUCCAAGCAGACUCUGUAUGCAGGAGGAAUCAAAUAUGGCUUCCCUAACCUCACAGUUCAUUCUCCAAGCCAUGGAGAGUUGUUUCUUUUCUGAUAAUUGCAGCAUAAGUUCUAAGAAGAGGUCUGGCUGGACAGGCUUGGGAUGCAUGCUCCCUUCCGAAUCAGUCUCUGGGACCUGGUUGAGAAAGCACCCUGGUGGGCUGGGCCUGGGACACAUCCCCAGAACUGGGGGCCAAAGAUCAGUCUCUCCACCCCUCAUACAAAGCAUAAGAACUACGGAUGAGGAGGGCUGGAAACCUGGGUGGACACCGGGCAGGGAAAGUACUUUAUCCAUAGUAAUGGAAUGAACAAAACCGAUGCCGCCUUCCCAAGCCCCCUAGCAUUCCUGGGAAAACCUAUGUGGCCCAUAAGCUGCAUGACUGUAGGUUACAGCUACCGUGACAUCUGCCUUGGGUUUUAAAGGGACCUGACAUUUCAGGCAUGUGUGCUUACCACGUGUGGCCCUUCACGUCUUCUGCACUGGUUCCCUCCAAGUGUUGGUUUUGUUUUGUCAUUUCCCCAAGUGACAACACCUAUAUAGCAAAGAAUUUUUGACAAUGUGGCAGUUGCAUUUUCUUGCAAAUAUUUAAGAACAGGUUUGGAGCUGCACCCAAAGGCUGCCAAGUGAAGUGGGGGCUGGGGGUGGGGAAGAAGCACUGGCCCCACGUGAGAGACCCUGGGCUCAACUUGUAGGUCUCUAUUUUCAUAACACUGGUGAAGGAGCCUUAUCUCACCUCACUUUCCUGAUUGGCAAAACAGGGGUGAUUCUAUUAGUUUCUUCUGCCUUAGAGGGUUUUUUUGGGGGGGGGCAAAUGAGAGUGUGUGUGAGAGAGUGCUUUGGUAAGAUGGAUAAAGGUCCUACAAUUUAAGCUGAUAUAUAAAUGGUAUGUGGCAGGUACAUGCUUGAGUGGGGGAAUCUAAGCCUCUUCAAUGAGUUGUUCUCCUAACAAAGCUCACUUUUAUAUCCAGCCGAGACAGAGCCACCUGUUUCUGCUCCAGGGUAUGUGACAGCAUCACCAUUCUGCAAGGGCAGCAAGAGGACCAGGCAGGAGAUAGGGCCUCCUCCUGGUCAUCAGGGCCCUCCUGGGAGUGCUCCAUGAGGGACCUGGGGCUUAAAGACAGCCUGGGUUCUCGGCUGCCAGUAAACUCUGAAAGCUGCGCAGGCCAAGGAGUCUUCUGUCGCCCGCGGGGACUAUGUGGAAGGGAGGCACCUUCACAGAUAGAUUGUAGCCCAGGCACUUCACUUUCUUCACUUGAAGUGGCUAUUUUACAAAAUUGUCCUCUAGAAGCCCCGGAAACCCUGGACAAAAGCGUUCCUUCCUCUCUGCAGAGAAUGCGAAAUUCACCGGAGACCCUACACAGGGUCGGAGCUGGCCCGGGGCUGGGAUGAUCUCAGGACGCACCCCCUGCUUGGGGCCUGAGUUGCGUCUGAAGAGCUCUCAAAAGUCUGGGACUUUGGGAAGCUGCUCCACCAUCCUUCAUCUGCGCUCUGUUAAGGAUUCUGUGAGUGCCAAGCUCCUAACUGGAGGGCUGUAACUCAGAAUGAAUGAUGCCAAGCUGCCCUUUGGCCUGCCUUGCUGUCUGUUCUUCCGAAGGAAAAAAAAAUGAACUUUCUAAAGAAAACAGUACUUAGAGUGCAAGCCUAUGUGAUGAUCAGAUCGACAGUCAAUUUCAGACAACCUUUCAAUGUUGCUUGAAAGAGAGGCGGAGGAGCUGCUGCCUCAUAGGGACCAUGCAAUACGUAUGCUGGCUUGGGGACAGGUCCUUGGAUAAGCCCCUAGGAAAGCUGUGACUCCCCCCACUCCCACCCCACCUCCGAGGCUGGGAAAUGUGUGUGAGUUAAGUAGCCUCAGCCUGAGGGUGGCCCUAAGCAUACACUGGCUUCUCAUCGGCACACUGACAAAGACGUGUUCUUUAGUUCACAAGGGAUUUUAAGAAAGUUUGAAUUGGUUACAAUCAAAAACUGGGGAUUUUAACAUACACACAAAGUUGUGCUUUUGGCUCCUUUUGGGGGAAACAGACUCAUGGAAACAUCCUGCUUUGUGUGAAGUUUCAAUUUCCACGUCACAGCCAAAGGGUAUUGAAUGGACACACCCAGCCUCUUGCUCUCGGGUGUGUUUUUCAGUGGUAGCUCCUCAGGAUAAAGCGAAAACUUGCAGAGAGUCCCAUGCCAGCUCCCACAUGCUUCCCUCUCCCUCCUGCUCUGGAUCCCUCCUGACGUGACAAUGAACUUCAGCCGGUGCAUUUGAGUCCUGUAGGGUGAGUUCAUCGCCUCAGCUCUGCCCCUGGCAUAUUUUCAUUUCUUUCAUGUUCUUUGGAAGUCUUUUCCUCUUCUUUCCAAAUUAGCAACACCUUACAUGUGUUAUCGGCUCUAACAAGAUCUUUAAGAGAAUUACUUUGUUUGAAUGUUUGAGUUCUGGGUGGAAAUACAAGGUGAAUUUAGGGUCCUAAGAAGUUGCUUCCCCUGCCCUUCCCACUCCCAGACCAUAAUAAGCAAAUGUGUGGGCAGAAAUGUCAAACAACAAACAGGUUAGCAGUGUCCCUAGGCACUCCUGAGGCACCUCCUGCCCAUGCCCCCUCCACGGCCGGCAUCUCAGCUGUCUCUCAGUUGUGUCUGCCUCAUUUUCACAGUGCACUCAUUUGUCUCUGCGUAGAUGCUGACUUCUAUGUUCAGUUAGCUUUGCAACUGUGGUCAGACGGUGUCUCUUCCCCAGAAUAAAAUCCUCUCCUCACUUGGAAUAAAAUCCAAGUUCCUGGUCUGGGCUCAGAGGGUGCUGCAUGCUUGGUUUGGGGCCUGAGUCAUUGAGCUCAAUUGGAAUCUUUGCUCUCUGGGGCUGCCUGCCCCCCUGGCCUUUGUCCUGUACAGCGUCCCUGGGACACAGCCACGCUGCGUCUCCAUGCCCUCUUUGCAGAAAAGCUCUCCUGAGGCCUCUGCACUCUCUCCUUCUGGAGAACAUAGCGUCUCCAUCAUACUUUGGAGAAGACACAGGCUCCAGUCAGUAGAGGAGGGGAGGCGCCCCGCCUGGCCGGACCUGCCCCAUCACAGUGCCCUUGGGGGUCUCUGCCUGAACUUGGCUGUGUCGCUAGCUUGGAAGCUCCGUGAGGGCAGGGGGCUGGUCUGUUGAGUUCACUGCUUUGCUCGUGCCCACCAGAGUGCCUCAGUAAAAACUGUCGGGGAAACGUUUUGCUUCUCCAGUGUGAGCAUAAGCUCCUGGGCACGGGGAUGAACGGCAGCUGAAUCUCACUUUCCUUCCUUCUCCCAGUGAGUGUUCACCUGAGGCUCCCUUGAGUGUAACCAGCCAUCACAUAUGUGGCAGACACGAACGGGGGAGGACGACACCUAGAGUAACAGUUUUCAAAGUGGGGCUAUGGAUUUUCUCUUGGAAACCGGGUAAAAACUGGGAGUGCGUGAAGUGGGGGAAAAGCUCUGAUUUGGAUCCUAGUUCUGUUGCUGCCACUACCAAGCUGUGGUUCCCCGGGCAAGUAUUUUAUGCAUUCUCCAUGUCUCUCAGCCCCUCUGGUCCUUCCAUCUCGGAUCCAUGAAGGUUUCAGGAUAUUGGAAGUCACCUUUCCACUUCUCAACUUGAGACCUGGGUCCUUUUAGGCUGGCACAAGCACCAUCAUGAGGCUGUCUUCAUGUGGCUUUUUGAACAGAUGUAAAUGGGGGCUGGUUGCAUAAUCACAGAAUGACACAGGAUGAAGCAUUGUUGUUCCCAUGGGGGAGAAAAGGGACAAUGGUGAGAGAAGCAAUGGCUUCAAUGAGAAGUUGAGAGAUGUUGGAGGGAGAAGAGGGCUCUGUAGCUGGAGAACCAGGGUCCUGGGCUGUGCAUGGUCCUGAUGCUCAUAGUGUGUUGCACACACAGAUGCCCCAAUGUGGCCGAUGGCUAAUGUGAGAGAACUGGCCUGGAAAAGAAGUCUUGUCCUGGUCAUGAAGGAGGCAGAGGAGUAGGUGCAAGGAAUAUUGAACUCUGCCAUGACUCAGGUCUGUGUUACACCCAAGUUCAACAUGUACUCCACAGUGUGGGGAGGGAGAAGCUGCUUCAUGAGGUUGUUCCAGUGAGGAUCCAGCUGAAACCAAGAUGUGCAUGCAGUGCUGGGUUGAGGGGUUUGCAGGUUGGGGCUUCCCAGCUAGAUUCAGGACCUGUCUCUGGUGAAUGGCAGAUGAGUACUUGAAUGGAAAAGAAAAUUCAGUUGGGCCUUAAGGAAAAAUCUCCCCAAGUGUGUCUUCCUCAGCUGCUUCCGCUGGCCUUUGUGUUGGGUCCAAGCUACGUAUUUUUCUUUCCUACAUUCCUUAGCUAAUCUUAACCAGGGCCCAAGGAGUAAAAUCAGCCUGAGACUGUAGUCAUUCUACUCAGCGUGAUGCGGGGAUUUGUGCUUCUCCAGGAGUUACUAAGCAGCUCAUAUGCUUCCUCUCCUUUGCUCCAGUUUGUGUGAAUGAGUUUUUGCCUUGGUUUCCCUGUCUAGCCUCCCAGGCCUUUGUAGGCCCUAGAGCACUGCCCACAAAAUUCCAGCCUGAGUGCCAAGCAUGUUGACUUGCUGCCUGACUCCCUGGUCCUCCUGGCAGGGGUAGGCUCCCCCUGCCAUCCAUGUCUGGAAACAAGGCACCAACCUGCUCAGGACUUCCCAGAGCUGUGCUCUCUAUGCCUGCAUCUGCCCAUGGCAGCAGACCACUUCUAGUAUUAACAGGCCUGAGCUUACUGGACCCCUUGGGCUUCAUUGUUGACUUUGUAGGUGGGUGAGUCUUCUCUUUAUUUUAUUAUUAUUAUUAUUUUGACAGGAAGAGUGGACAGUGAGAGAGACAGAGAGAAAGGUCUUCCUUUACUAUUGGUUCACCCUCCAAUGGCUGCCGCAGCCGGCGUGCUGCGGCCGGCUCACUGCGCUGAUCCGAUGGCAGGAGCCAGGUGCUUCUCCUGGUCUCCCAUGGGGUGCAGGGCCCAAGUACUUGGGCCAUCCUCCACUGCACUCCCUGGCCACAGCAGAGAGCUGGCCUGGAAGAGGGGCAACUGGGACAGAAUCCGGUGCCCCGACCAGGAGUAGAACCCGGUGUGCCGGCACCGCAAGGCAGAGGAUAAGCCUAAUGAGCCGCGGCGCCGGCCGCGAGUCUUCUCUUAUGGACUGGAGGGCCCCUGAUGCUCCCAGAUCCAUGUCCUUUUCCCUCCUGAAGGCUUGUGUCUACACCACGAUGAAUAGCCAGAUCCUCUGAGGAAGUUACUUCAUGUUUGAAAACCACCCAUCCCAAACCCAACUCUGCCUUGUGAGUAUGGGUGUUGGUGUGAAUUUUAUCUUUGAAUGUGCAUAAAUCAAAGAAAACUAACUGGGAAAAAUAAAAUUAGUCAAUGAGUUCAGGGAUGAUACAUCGAAAGGAACAUGAAAAAAAAGCAUACAUUUCAGAGAGUUGUGUUGCUACCUACAAGCCGAUGGGACUUUCAGGAUGGCUGCACUUUGCAGAUGGAGUGUGCAUGUGAUAGCAGUCAAGAAGGCUUGGGAAUAUUGUAUCUUUAAUCAUUUCUCAGUCUUGAUCUUCUGGCUAUGAUACCUUUAUUUGGACCAUGGUAAGCCAGAAGCUUCAUAGAAAACAGCUCUUUGAGUUAAGGUUUGCAAACUAAGUAAGUAUCCACAUUUUAGUGUCUUUCUCUAACCAGACAGACAUACAAAAGAGCUCUUUGUGAAAUACAGAAUUAUAGAAUGCUCAGGGGAAGACAAGGAUUUGCCCAGCCUCGCUGGAGGCUGGGGUCUUCUCUCAAACCCUCGCAGCCCACCUGUGACUGGCUGGCUGUUCGUAGUCUUACCUCUGCUGGUGACAGAGCUCAUCAGUUGUCAAGAAAGACCAUUGCAUAAUUGAUUGUGGUGUUAGAUGGGUCUUGCACGGAGCCCAAAUGUGUUCCCUUCCCCUACUUUUUUUUCAUGCUUCCCUUUAGUGCUGGAUGGAAGCAAAUCCUCACUUGCACCUAGGUUCUCUAGAAAUCAAAGCCCAAGGCAGAAAGAAGGCAUAGGAGUAGGGCUAAAGAGGAGUGGGAGAUGGAGAAUCUCUAUCAGGGAACUUAUGUCACUGAGGGUGACCAACUUCUCAGUCUCCUAAACUGUGCCUCAGAGAGGCCCCACCAAGCCCAGGGUGUUCCAUCUGCAGUGGAAAAGGGGGCUACUUCACUUGCUGGUUCCCAUGCUAGAUGGGGCUGCCAAUUCCUGGGCAUUCUAGGCUCAUGCAUGUGCGAGCAUGGACACAUGGUGACCUGUCCAGGCAUGUGGGUAGGGGUAGGAAAAGGGGAGGUGGCACUUUCAGCCUGUGCCUGUUGAAGUUGGCCACAGCUCUGUGGCCAUGGUUCUUACAGCUCAAACUAAGACACUUGUGAGUGGGGGCAUAACAAGGAUCCGAGGACAACAGAGGUGGACAAAGAGAUGGAUCUGGGCCCACUGUGAUGUGACUGCCACCCACCUCUCCAAAGCCCACAAAGAGCUCAAUCAGACACUCCUGCAGCCUUGAGGCCCUAAAGGGGUGCAAGCAGCAGGUGAGCUACUAAUGGACCACAGGAGGGCAGAAUUUUGAUGGAUUCCAAUGUUGAAAGUUUAGGGACAAGGAAGAGCAGGAGAGGGCCUCAAGGGAAAUUCAGACAACAUGGCUUAUGGUAUAAGGUAUACAGAGAGCAGUUACUCAGGAACAAGGUGGGUAAUUCCGUGUAAGGCUGCUGGGAAGUCUAAAGGGAAAAGACAGCGGAAGGAUCAAUGUGCGAGUCACUUUGGGCCCAAAGAAGGGCUGUUCGGUGGCGAGAAGCAUGCUUGGAGGGGAGAGGUGUGAGCCUGGUGGAUGGGUGAAAGCCAGUGGUCAGCCCGUUCAGGAAGAAACAGCGUGUGUGGGAACUGGAGGGAGGGGGUCCUGCUGGGAGAGCCUAAGGUUAAGAGGAGGAAGAGGGUAAAUGGAGUAUGGUUCCUAGGAAGGCACAAUGGGGACAGAACUCAAACCCCGGGGCUUAGUAGGAAAGAGAACGGAGCGGAGGGCACUAGCUUCUCUGUAGUAUUUGAGAUAAGACCACCAGCCAGAGCACGCUGCAGAAAGAGGUGGAGGUUUGAGGAAAAUGGAGACUGCCUGAAACCGGUCUGGGUGGACCAGCAGAGUUUGGGAAUCUUGAUGCACUUAGAAGAAAAUUUCUCUAAGAGGCUGCCGAGCUGAACGGGCAGCUGAAAAGCCAGGACACUUUCUUGGGCUGUCCUUUAACCCCGGAUGUUCAUCAAUUUCUUUCAUGGCCCUGGAAGCAGUUCUGCACUUCCGGAAGCUGUUCUGAAAUUCCUGGAAGCAGUUCUAGACUCCAUCUCCUAGGAGCGUUUUGGGGGUGGAAUCCCUGGAACUUCCAACUGAUUCAGCCAACGUGGUUUCACACAACUCUCGUCUACUCCCAGUGUGGGGAUCUGAAAUGUGGCUUGAAAGUACACCCGAGUUUCUGGGAAUGUUUGUGACCCCACAGUGGAAGCCAUAGAACCUCCGAGAAUAGUGUAAAGUUGCAGCAAGCUCAAGUGUUUAGCUGCAUCAAUAAGAAUACAGCAGCUGGUGAAGCACUGGGAGAGAGAGAGAAUUCUAAGUUCUUGAGCUGAGAAGUUACAGAUUUCCUGGACAAAGUUUCCUUACUUAACCAUAUGGCCAAAGUCAACAAAUCUCCUGCCUAGGCUUUGAAGCCUUUCAUGUAUUCCUUAACGCAGUAAAAGGUGAGCCCCAUCUUUUGGCAAGACUGUAAGAUCAUACUUAAGCCAAGACUGUGAUCUUAGGUGGUGACAGCUCAAGAUCUACACUGCUGAUCAAAGCAGCUGUAACUAUGUUGAAGGCAGAGUGGACAGUGAGAAAGAGAGAGAGUUUAGAAGGGUCUUCCUUUACCGUUGGUUCAGCCCCCAAUGGCUGCUGCGGCCGGCAAACCGUGCUGAUCUGAAGCCAGGAGCCAGGUGCUUCUCUUGGUCUCCCAUGCAGGUGCAGGGCCCAAGCACUUGGGCCAUCCUCCACUGCACUCCCUGGCCACAGCAGAGAGCUGUCCUGGAAGAGGGGCAACCGGGACAGAAUCGAGUGCCCUGACCGGGACUAGAACCCGGUGUGCCGGCGCUGCAGGCGGAGUAUUAGCCUAUUGAACCGCGGCGCAGGCCUCAAUGACAUUUUUAAGAAUCACUCUGAUAGGCUUCCAUCGCAAAGGAUUAAGAGGAAGAUCCUUACCCAAAAAGUGUCUUGGACUGACUGAAAAUAACCUCCCCCAUCAGGUCAGUUCAUUCUUUUGAGGUUUGGGAAACUGAGGUCAGAAUCGUUUUUAGCCCGCAGGUCUUCCAAUUCAGCAACAUAGUGUCCGAAUGAGGUGUCAGCAGGCUGAGGGCCGGGUUUUCCCUGCACGGAGCAGCCAAGCUUUCUAGCCGGAAACCCCUGCACCUGCAACCAAUGGGGGCGGGGGGGCACCCACGCGACCCCCUGCCAGCUAGGGAGGCACUCGCGGCGGCCUCCCCCGCACACCGCCCGCGCGCGUCCAGGAGACAACCGCGUCCACGAGCAGCUCCUGCAUUCGGAGGCGCGGUCCCGGGAUGCGGCCCGCGGCCCUCGGCGGUCGCGGUCCCCGAGCGCUCGGGAGGGGCGGCCGGCCGGGUGGGGGUGUCGCCGGCCCGCGAGGGCCGCGGAGGACGCGGGCUCGGACGCGGGCGGGAGCCCCGCGCCCCGGGGUCUUCGCAGAGGGGUGGGCGGGGCGGCGGCGAGGGGGCGGUUCCGCGCCGCCGGCUUCCCCUGCCUGGCGCCGCGACUCGGGGCUGAGAACUUCUCCCCGCAGCCGCAGCGCCCCGCGGCUUCCGCACCUCGUCCGGGCCCGCCGCCUCAGCCUCCGACUGCGGCCGCGCUUCGCCAGCUUUACGAAGGAGGGAAAAGUGAGCCGGGUGGCGGCGGCGAGCGCGGAGCCUCCACAGCGGCGGCGAGCGCGGCCGCCCCCGCACCACGUCAAACACCCCCGCCGGUCAGCCCAGCCGCGGCCCAGGCCCGAACGGAGCCCGCCCGGGCCGCUCGCCCCCCGAGCCCUGCGCGUCGCCGCCGGCCGGCGAGGAGGUGGUGAGGAGGACGAGCCGGAGGCGCCGCCGUCCCGCGCCGCGCGCCCUCGCCGCUGUCUGCGCUCCGCUCUGGACCAGUUUGGGGAAGUGGCCUGGGCCCGCGUCGUCCAGCUGUGUGACCGGAUUGAGCCGCAGCCGGCCGAAAAGAUCGGCACGUGAAGAAGUUGCGGAGAACCUUGUCGGAGAGUUUCAGCCGCAUCGUGUUUGAGAAGCUCUAAACAUGCUCCCCAUGUAUUUGCUCUGCACCUGGCCUCCACAUGGAUUACCUUACUUAGCCACGAGGUAAGUGCUCCCUUUUUGGAAGCCCUCCAGAGCCUGUCCCUGUUGCCUCACUGUUGGUUUCCACCCUGUCAGGCUUGAGUUAGUCUUUUCAGCUGCGCAGCCUUUGGAGGUCAUGUUCUUUAGCGAAGGGAAGGUUCAGUCUUUUUCAGGAGAGAGCUUUAUGAAAACAACUAAUUCACAGUUGUGACAACUGGAACCACCACAGUGGGAGUACUGUUAGCUCCAAGCAUAUACAGAUAAAAAACUCUUCCUUAAACUCUUGUGGCCCUCUCCUCAAAUUUGUACCUCCUCCAGGUGUGGUGCAUUUGGAACUUGCUUUAUUCACCAUUAUAACUCUUGAGUUAGCAACUCAUUUCUGGGUCCUUGAAUUCACAUGUUUCUUCAUUAACCUUUUAUAUAAGGGGCUCAAAAUUUCCCCUGGAAGUGUUUUUUUUUUUGAAAGAAAUAAUGGGGAGAAACACUAUCUGAAUGAAUUGGAGUAAUUGCAAGAGACUUGAUUGAAUGUCAGUGCUAUAUAUAUAUAUAUAUAUAUAUAUAUAUAUACUGUCCUCUCACUCUGACCAGCCUGAAAUAAGUCUCAUAAAAGACACAAGCCCUGCUGUGUUCUGAUAACCCUCAGCUGAUGAUGUUGCAUCAGUGUGGACAGUGUUAAUAACAUGUGAGUAUGUGCACACUUAUGCAUGUGCACACAUGCAUUGAAGGGAAACCCAGCCUGUGGUCACAGGCCUGGCUCUGGCUUUGCUGUGGCUCCCAGGGAAUGCCAGAUGUGGCCAGCUUUGAUAGCAUGAAUUCAGUAGGAUUGCUUAGCCUAAGGACCCACUAGGAACAUCCUAGCAAAUAUGACAUUAAUGUGGCUAGAGUUGACACAACUGAAGCCUGCUUAUACAAAAGUGGUAAUGACUCAGGCACCUAGUGUGGACCUUCUUCAGCAGGUCUGGAUCAUGGCUCUGUCACUGAUGAACACUCGGGGGCCCAGAUGCAAGAGAAUGUCUACCAUGGGGACCUCCACCAGGUGUCUAGCCUAUAGCCACAGCAAAGGCCACAAAGAACUCCUUGCAAUUUGGCCCCAGGUAAACCAAGGAGUCAACAUCAUAACCUUAGGAGACUCUUGAGAUUUCACAUCUGCCCAAGUAUUAUCUAAUCAGUGUUGACUAUUUUAUGUUUUAGAGAAAUCAUUGAAUCAUACUGGGACAUCCUUCUCCUGCUUUUAAAGAAUAGGUGGGGGAGGGAAAGGAAAUGAAGCCACCCAUCAGAUAGCACAGUAGUCUCUGGUGACCAGCUGGUUUGACAGAUUUUGAAGACAGUCACAGAAGCUCCUUCAGGCCAGUUUUUAGCAGAAUUUCUGGAAGCUAUAUCAGAAGUGCACAGCUAUGCACACUUGUAGGCAACCAUGAAAGGGCACUCCAGAUCCAUGUAAGCAGCAGCUCUGUGAGUCUCUGGGGCAUCCUAAGGAAUUUGAGUACCAUUCCCCAUUCCAAUGAGCAUGGACAGCAUAUCUUACGGGAAUUCUCUUUGUUCAAAAUGCAGUUCUGCCUGUCAUAUACUGAGUGUCUCUGGACUUCUAGUUUUGACAGUGGUGACUUUGUGACAGGUGAAGAAUGGAAUGGUCUUCUCCAGGGACCAGGCUUCAAGUAAGGUCAUCUUGGGAGUGGACAGUGAGAGAGAGAGAGAGACAGAGAAAAAGGUCUUCCUUUUCCGUUGGUGGUUUGGCGCGCUGCAGCCAGCACACCACACUGAUCUGAAGCCAGGAGCCAGGUGCUUCUCCUGGCCUCCCAUGGGGUGCAGGGCCCAAGGACUUGGGGCAUCCUCCACUGCACUCCCGGGCCACAGCAGAGAGCUGGCCUGGAAGAGGAGCAACCGGGACAGAACCCGGUGUGCUGGCGCCGCAGGCGGAGGAUUAGCCUAUUGAACCAUGGCGCCAGCCUAAAAAUGAAUCUUAAUGGAGAAUGGAACUGGGCAUGGGAGAGGGAAGAGGAGGUGAGAUAGGAGUGGGGAUGGAAAGGUGGGUAUGGGCAGAAGAACCAGUAUAUUCCUAAAGUUGUACCUAUGAACUUUGUACUCAUUAAAUAAAAGAUUUCUUUGGAAAAAAAUCACUGGGAGCCAAAAUGUUGAAAGUGGGGGGCGGGGGGAGGUAAGUUUUUUUUGGUGGAAGUUUUUUGGAAAUUAAUACAUAUGAAGGAUCUUCAAAAAGUUGGUAGAAAAUGAGUAUCAUAAAAAAUCGCUGCAAACAAAAUAAACUUAUAUUUUAAUUUCAUUUUCAUCCAAAUGUUUUGAAGGACAUUUCAAAUCCCCUUUCUACUUUCAGUCAUGAUGUAAUUGAUAAUGUUCAAGUUUCAGCUCCAACUGGUGCUUCUUUUGACCAAAAUUAGUUAUCAGACAUUCACUAUGGCUGAAAAAAAUUAGGAAGAACCAUAAGGAGUCCAAGAGAUAAAGCAUGGCCUGGCCUGAAAUUUCUCAUCUUCAAGACCAAUGUGCCAUAUUUUUCAUGGUCUGCCUUUGUUCCUUUUGUUUUUUUAUUAUUUAUUUAUUUAUUUAUUUGAUAGGUAGAGUUACACAGUGAGAGAGAGACAGAGAGACAGAGAGAAAGGUCUUCUGUCCAUUGGUUCACUCCCCAGAUGGCUGCUAUGGCUGGAGCUGCGGUGAUCUGAAGCCAGGAGCCAGGUGCUUCUUCUUGGUCUCCCACACAGGUGCAGUGGCCCAAAGACUUGGGGCAUCUUCUACUGCUUUCUCAGGCCAUGGCAGAGAGCUGGAUUUGAAGAGGUGCAGCUGGGACUAGAACCAGCACCCAUACGGGAUGCCAGUGCCACAGGCGGAGGAUUAACCUAUUGUGCCAUGGCACCGGCCCCUCCUGAUGUGUUUUUGACACCAGCACCAUUGCCUGCAUCAUUUGUCCUUGAUCUCAUCCCCAGACCACAUCUGAUGCAGGUGACUGGAGAGGACAGUCAGAAUUACUAGGAGAUACUGCUAGGCCAACAUAAUCAGAGUGAGAGCAGUGGUCAGAUGGCUGGAAGGCCAAGAGCACAAUCCAAAAGAUGCAAGGGAUGGAGCAGGCAAGAACUCAAGUCAAACAUCCCCUGUCACACUGAAGAGUUCUCCCGAGAUGAGACGGCAGCAUCUGCUGUCUCUCAUUGCCUGACACAUGCCUGACACAUGCCAUGUUGAUAGGGAAAGAUCAAAAUUGUCAUUUCAGUAUCAUAUGGGAAAUGCUCUUCUGAAACCAAAGAAUUCACAAAAACUUGAUAGGACAAUUUGAUGAGAGAAAGAAACAAAGAUGUUUGAAAGGAACUCAAUAGCUCCUCACUGAUGAUUCCUUGCUAGUGACUCUGUUCAUUGUUUGCUGAGGUUUUGUGGUUGUGUACUUGAAUACAAAAUGAAACAUACACAUUACUGUGAAGGAGGAUUUCGGAGGAUUUUACUAUUAAUGCUCAGACCUGCAGCCUUCCCUAAUGAUUGGUCUUGGAUGAAUGGAGCUGCCUCCACAUGGAGGAACCCUUGAUUUUUUUAACCAUUUCCUGCGUUAUUUAGCCAGCAACUGUUUGGCAUAUGGGUAUCAAGGUCAUGUAUUCUUGCUCUAUGACUGAGCAAACUGUGGGAUGAUUUAUUGUCCGGACUUCCCCAGACUUCAAGGGAAACCACAUCGUUUUUACCUCCUUGAAAGGGCUCCUCCCAAACUCUUACAGGUGCCUCAUGAGAACCCUUAGUUCAUAAUGGCUUGCACCAAAUAUCCCUUCUUGGGUUCUGCCCUUAGGUGCUUGAUCUGUGACACUACCACAAUCUGCUCUUUGAAUGCCCCCACACGCUAGCCACCAGCUGUAUUGAAAUGAACCUCUUAGCACGAUACAGGCACAACUGCAGACACACUCGGUGCUUGCUAGAGAAGAAUCAAACCAAACUCAAGUCUUUCACUCAUCUGCAAAUUAUGUUCUGAAGCUGUUAUUUGCAGAGCCCAUUAUCUCUGGGUACUGUAAGUUGAGUAUCCCUUUUCUGAAGUUCUUGGGACCUGAAGCAUUUUUAGAUUUCAGUGUUUUUCAGAUUUUUAAAUAUUUGCAUAUACAUAAUGAAAUAUUUUGGGAAUAGGAUACAAGUCUAAACACAAAAUUCAUUUCUGUUUCACAGACAUGAGUAUAUCUAUGAAGCCUGAAGGUAGUUUUAUACAAUUAUUUUAGUGCAUCUUAGUUUUGAAUAUGACCAUCACAUGAAGUCAGAUGUGUAAUUUUCCACUUGUAGUAUCAAGUUGAUGCUCAGAAGGUUUAAUAUUUUGUUGCGUAUCGGAUUUUGUAUGUUUGGAGUAAAUAUGCUCAAUCUAUAUAUGUUCCUUCUCUACUUCUGUCUUGAUCAACUCUCCAUACUUCCAAAAGGAGAAAAAGAUGAACAAAGACCUUGUCAUUCAUGUGUUGGUCAUGAGACUGGGAGCUUGCAUGGUAUGAUAAAAUAACUGAAAGGAAUGGUCACUUUCAUCACCAUUAACUUGUUGACUAGUUUAUUGAGUUAUAAAGUGAGUUUCUGGCCACAGUUCCAUCCUCUGGGAGAAUUUUAUUUGGUCAUUAUUCUUCCUGAAUAUACAGGGGGUCUUCAGAGCAGAGGGAUGUUGGUCUAGUUGCAGCUGAUCUCAACUUCACUAACACUUGUGAUUGGAGGCUGUAGUGAAUGCAAUUUGGAAGGGUUUUUUGUACAAUACUGUUCUUGUAAAGACCUAGUCAGUUGUCUGUAUUUGCUGAAGACUGAUGUCAGGUAUAUGGUUGAAGCAUCUUUGUGAAUCUUCUGGAUGGGUACAUUCCCAGGACUAAACCAUAUCUGUGGAGCUUCUGAUUUUUGGAAGAAAUUCGGGGACUCCACCUAUUUAUUAUUAUUUUUUCUUUCUUUCUUUUUUUUUUUUUGACAGGCAGAGUGGACAGUGAGAGAGAGAGACAGAGAGAAAGGUCUUCCUUUGCCGUUGGUUCACCCUCCAAUGGCCGCCGCGGCCAGCGCGCUGCGGCCGGCGCACCGCGCUAAUCCGAUGGCAGGAGCCAGGAGCCAGGUGCUUUUCCUGGUCUCCCAUGGGGUGCAGGGCCCAAGCACCUGGGCCAUCCUCCACUGCACUCCCUGGCCACAGCAGAGGGCUGGCCUGGAAGAGGGGCAACCGGGACAGAAUCCGGCACCCCGACCGGGACUAGAACCCGGUGUGCCGGCGCCGCUAGGCGGAGGAUUAGCCCAGUGAGCCGCGGCGCCGGCCUAUUAUUAUUUUUUCUUAAUGAACUCAGAGCAUGAGUUAGAUAUGGUGGACUAGAGUUUUGCCAUGGGGUUCAGAGAGCUUAUCUUCUCAAAUCAGCUUUGGAGUACUGCCAAAUUGUUGAUCAUGGAAAAGGAAGGCAUCAUCAUUUGUACUUGGGGAUGGAGAAAGUCCAUUGUGAAAAGUUUGUGUCUUAAAAUGAGGACAACAAUCUCUCAUCAGUUAAUCAGAGAAUUAAGAGAUGAUCACAUUCUAAGGAGUUAGAUAGCUACAGUUACAAAUGGCCUCUAGUUUUCCAAACUUGGAUGUGGUGUCCUCCUGGUUCAGUGAACUGUGUUGAGACCAGGGGCACAGUCCUGAGUGCAAGUUCAGGGGCUGUCUUUAAACCAGGCAAGCACUCUCAGGACCUGCAAAUUUCCUUCACCACUUUACUCCCCCAACAUACUUUACAACUGUGUCAUUAGACUCAGAAUUUCUACUCAUUAAAACAUGCACCCUCUGAGGAUUGCCCAAGUGCCCUUGCAAUUAGCAAAGCUUCUGUAAAUAGUUAAUGGAACUAAUCAGACUUACAACAGAGACAGCAACGUUGCUUUCACAAAGUACUUCAUGGCUAUCAAUUUAUUUUCAUUUCUUGUUGCAUUUUUAUUUAAACCAGGCCUCAAACAAAGAUGGAGAUUGGCAAACUUGCAUCAGUCUUCUUGGUGUGAUUAUCUUUGAUAGCUGCUCCAGUCGUGGCAGGUUCAUAGAGAGCCACACAUACACAUACACCUGCACACCAUGGAGCCAGUGUCAAGUGUCUUCAGACUUCAUGUUUUCCUGACAGCCCUAAGGACUCUGUCUUGGACUGUGGUUCCUGGGCAAUGUGCCUCCCCUCUGAUAUUGCUUAAAAAAAAAAGCCUCUUAUUUUUUAACAAUAUUUAUUUUAUUUAUUUAAAAGACAGAGAGGCAGAGAGAAAGGUCUUUUUUAAAAAGAUUUAUUUAUUUAUUUGAAGGUCAGAGUUACACAGAUAGAAUGAGAGGGAGAGGAGAGAGAGAGAGAGGGAGAGAGAGAGAGAGAGAGAGAGGUGUCUUCCAUCUGCUGGUUCACUCCCCAGUUGGCCGCAACUGCUGGAGCUGAGCCGAUCCAAAGCCAGGAGCCAGGAGCUUCCUCCGGGUCUCCCAUGUGGGUGCAGGGGCCCAAGGACUUGGGCCAUCCUCCAGUGCUUUCCUAGGCCACAGCAGAGAGCUGGAUCAGAAGUGGAGCAGCCGGGACUUGACCGGUGUCCAUAUGGGAUGCUGACACUGCAGGUGGCGGCUUUACUUGCUAUGCCACAGUGCCAGCCCAAGAGAAAGGUCUUGCAUCUGCUACUUCUCUGUGUAAAUGGCCGCAUUGGUUGGGGCAGGGCCAGGCUGAAACCAGUAGCCAAGAACUCUAGCUUGGUCUCCCACGUGGGUGGCAGGGGCCCAAUUACUUGGGCUGUCUUCUGCUGCUUUCCCUGGCCCAUUAGCAGGGAGUUGGAUUGGAAGUGGAGCAGUCAGGACUCAACCUGACAUUCUGAUAUGGUAAGCUGUUGUAACAGGUAGCAGCUUAACCCACUGCACCAUGAUGCAAGCCCCUUAGAAAAACUCAUUCCAACCUGAUCUAAGCAGCUACAACGUCAAACCUAACACCAGAGACCUUUUAUUGUUGGUAAUCAUAAUAGAAUACAUGCUCUAUGGGGACAAGGAUUUUGCUUGAUUUGUUGGUAUGUCAGCACCAUCUAGAAUAGUGCCUAGCAUAAAGUGAACACUCACUUGGAGCCAGCGCUCUUGCACAGAGGGUUAAAGCCACGGCCUGCAGUGCUGGCACCCCAUAUGGGGGCUGGUUUGAGUCCCAGCUACUCCACUUCUGCUCCAGCUCUCUGCUAUGGUCUGAGAAAGCAGUAGAAGAUGGCCCAAGUCCUUGGGCCCCUGCACACAUGUGGGAGACCCGGAGGAAGCUCCUGGCUUCAGUUUGGCUCAGCUCUGGCCAUUGUGGUCAUUUGGGGAGUGAACCAGCAGAUGAAGGACCCCUCUCUCUGUUUCUACCUCUCUCUCUCUCUCUCUCUCUCUCUCUCUGUCUCUCUCUCUCUCUUUUGCUCUACCUUGCUCUGUAACUCUGUCUUUCAAAUAAGUAAAAUAAAUCAGUGAGAGAACGCUCACUGAUUUUGCCCUGUGUGGGAUGCAUACAGUUCGAAAGGCUAUUCCUUCAAGCAGUAUCUUUUCUUCUGUACUUGGUGAUUAAAAAGAACGGUGGAUUAGACUGCUGGUCACAGUCUUUGAGGCAGAGGUGUUUAUGGGUAAAUGUAAACUCAUCUUCCCUUAAAUAUCAUGCAUGGAGUUAUUUUCACCCCUGGUUCCUGCCUUUGCACAUACCACUUCCCCUCUCUCCAUUCAUGUUCUUGUUUACUAUCUAUUCUCAUUAAGAAAGAGAAAGUGUGAGUUAGAACUGGGCUGUUUGCAAUUUGUGGACCAGUGAGCCUCCUUCAGACUUGCCAACUGAUGGUCUUGGAUUUUUCCUGAAUCAAUACAAGGGUGGUCUCGCACUCAUUCUGCAUUUGGUCCCUUUUGCUCUUAUUUUUCUUCUGCAGUGUAGAGAGGGUUAGGGGCAGGAACUAAAGAGUAUGUUUUCAGAUCAAUUUGUAAGGCUUUUGAUAUACAGAAUAUUAAUUUAUGACCCAGGUAAUGAAAGUCUGUGCAGAACUCUGCAGAAGGGAAUUCUGUUCAUUUCUGCCAAGACCCAACACUGCUCUGGCCCAACCUGAAUGUCCUCGUUGGGAGGUCGGAUUCCUGUUUUUGUGAUUGAGGACUGAAUUGACGGUAUCACCAAACUCCAAAGCUGUGCUGGCAGCAGUUUUUGAGACAAGUACUGCCCAACCUAUGACCCCCUCCGCACAACAAAUGUAUGAAUUUGUAGGUAUAUAACUUAGAUUAUACAAAGAGUCAGAAAGAGAUGAGCAGGGCUGCAGAUGGCAUUUCUAAAGCUAUUAAAAUAGAAUUCUCUUUCGUGUUGAAAUUUACUGUCAUUAAAUUUAUAUUGUCAAAUUAAUUUUCUUGUGAUCACUUGUAUCUUUGGAGCAUUAAUUUCCAAAAUGUUUUUUUUAAUAAAUCAGAAGCCUCUGAAAAGCAAUUGAAGUAGCAGGUUAAGCUGUUCCCUCCAAGGCCAGCAUCUCAUGUGAGUGUGUAUCAGUUUGAGUCCAGCUGCUCUAUUUCUGAUCCAGCUCCCUGCUAUAAUGCCUGGGAGAGCAUCAGCAGUUGAUUAAAGUGCUUGGAUCCCUAGAAACCAUGUGGAAGACAUGGAUGGAGUCCUAGGGUCCUGGUGUCAACCUGGCCUACCGCUGACACUACUGAGGCCAUUUGGAGAUUAAACCAGAGGCAAGAAGAUAUUCUCUCUCUCUCUCUCUAACUCUGCCUUUCAAAUAAAUCUUUUUUUCUUUGAUUUCUUAAUCUAAAAGUAAAACCAAACCAAACCAUAAUUCUGUAUUCAUUUUGGGGGCAUAAUUUUGUAUUCUAAUACCCAUGUAGAAAUGUUCCUUAUCAUAUUAAAUCCCAAAGAAAUAUUUAUUAAGAAAGUGUUAUUCUUUGCUAACUCACACUAUCCAAAGUUACAUGUCCAGAAGAACCCCUCAUCCACAUUUUUCUUCCCCCCAAAAUCAUUAAUAUCUGAUGACAUCUUACAGAUCUCUUGGGAACACCCUCUCCUAUAGAAGCAUUUUUCAUUUACUUUAAAAAUGAAUCCUGGAUCUGUGUGUUCAUUUUUACAGUAAUUUCCAAGGAAGCAUUGUUGUUAAGGCUACUGGGGCUGAUACUGUUCCCAAAACUGAUCCCUACUGUUGAUGGGUUAAGCUCUUGACUAUGUCUUUUUUUAUUUUUUUAAAGAGAGAGAGACAGAGAGAAAGGUCUUCCUUCUGUUGGUUCACCCCCCCAAAUGGCUGCUGUGGCCUGUGAGCUGCGCCGAUCCGAAGCCAGGAGCCAGGUGCUUCCUCCUGGUCUCCCAUGCGGGUGCAGGGCCCAAGCACUUGGGCCAUCCUCCACUGCACUCCCUGGCCACAGCAGAGAGCUGGACUGGAAGAGGAGCAACUGGGACAGAAUCCGGUGCCCCAACUGGGACUAGAACCCUGGGUGCCGAUGCCACAGGCAGAGGAUUAGCCUAGUGAGCCACAACGCCAGCUUGAUUAUGUCUUUAUAUAUAUUUUCUUGAAUCCUCAUCACAUUAACCAGGAAAGUAUGAAAAUGUGUAUUUCAUCAAUGAGGAAAUUGAGGUUCAGUGGGGUUAAAUAAUAAGCCAGAAGUCCAGAGGAACACAAAUUUCUCUGCAGAGACACAUUUUUGACUGCAAUAUUGCCUUUCCAGGAAUGUUCUAUUUUCCAACACCAGCUCACCCCUGAGAGUCAACCAAUAGAUGGACAUACUCCUUCCUAAUUGUUUAAGAUGAAUAAGGUUCUUAUCUCACUGUCCCUUAAUGUAAUUGCUUGCUGAGUACUUGCUUCCACAUGCAGUAGUAAUGUGAGGGAGAAGGUAGUUGUAGCAAUGUAUAAGCUCCUUAAAUAAUGGAUUAUUAUAAACAGGACACUAAAAGGUUGUGUGUUCAGUUGUUGAUGCAAGCAUGGGGAAAGUGCCUGAUGUUGAAUCACGAAAGAAAGAGGAACUAGCAAAUCAUUUUUUCUGUAAAUUUGCUGAGCAGCAAAUCUGACAAAACUGCCCCUCUAGUUCUCUGGGUGUUUUCCCCAAACCCAUUUUCCCCACCAAUCAGGGUGCCUGAAAGCCAUCCUUAAAGUUCUGCUUGUUGGCUUUGGGCAGGUCACUUCUUUCUGUGCUGCACUAAAACCCAAGUUUGGAGGCUGAGUCCAUUUUCUAGGUCCCAGCACAUCCAAAAAUCCAAUUUAAGCAACUAUACUUUGCAAAACUAACUGUAAGACACUAUAUUUAUUUUUAAAAUAAUUUGUUACAUGUUUUAAGAAUAAAAGACAUUUUUCAGAAUAAUUGCAUAUUAUACUGGACAGUUUUCUUUUUAUCUGAGGAAAAUUGUGCCUCAGUUUCUUUGGAGUUCAGUUUGUAUGAUGUUUAACUUCAAUUAUUGAUUGAAAAUCCUAUAACUUUAUGAUUCUGACAUCAACUGACUUGGGAUAUUCCUGUGUGUAUUGUGACUUCCCUCUAUUCUUGACCAUGUCAUAAGCUGUCUCCAAAAAGUUCAUGGAAAACGCAUGGAUACAGUUUUUUUUUUUUUUUUGCAUUUCAAGAAGUAUAUUUUUAACUCUACUUUCUGAGGAGCUUUUUGAAAUACCUGUAAACAAUCAGUUGCAAUAAUAAUUCCUGUGCGGAUCUGCAUGUGAGGUUCAAAGAGCAGGUUAUAUUCAUUUGGUCAAGAUAAAGAAUUUAUUCAUAGAAGGUAUUCUUCAUGGUCACCAUUAGGUAAUGUCACCAGAAUUAGUUCACCCACAAAAAUGCUGAAGUUAAAAAAAUUCCAAAAUGCACCAGUAGAGAAAUUUAAGGUCAUUUCUGUAGCAUAGAUUAACUUACACGAUGCCAAAAAAAUGCUCUAAAUUUCUCACAUGCCUCAAAGAUUUUCAGCUCUAAUAAAGUAACUAACAGAGAAGUGAAAUCAAAUUAAAAUUACCUGUAUCAGGUUAUAUUUUAAUUUAAAAUUUAUUUGUAUUGGUUACUACCUUUAUAUCAACUUCAGGCUGCCUAAAUCCUAGGUUAUGCAUAUCAGAAACUUCAAUCUCAGAGAAACAAAUUUCCAAAAAGUCCCAGGCAAUUAUCAGCUCAAAUCACAAGAGAGAAAGCCAGGAAAUCUACAAGUUUAUCUUUUAUUUUGAUUAACUUUUGAACCUGUUCUCUGAAGUCUUCAAAUUACCAUCCACACAUAAAGUCUGCAUUAGAAAAUUCUCUAACAGGGUGCGUGUUUUCUAUAUAUUUGUAUUGGAAGUGCCUUGGAUGAUAGGAAUUUCUCCAAGUGCGUUCAGCUAGUUUUUCUCAGAAGGUGAGAGUUUUUCAGAGGCUGUAGCUGAUCACAAAAGAUCCAGAAAAACCUGGCAGUUCUUCUACCUUUCCUGGCACAGGGUUAUCGUUCCAUUAAGUGAGGAUAUUUGUGACUGUGAGCCUUGAAGUAACUUCUUCCUCUGAUUUGAGUAGAACCGAAUGGGCUAUGCUCCUUGAGUCAUCUAACUAGAAAUAUAAAAACAAAUUGACUACAGGAAAAUUUACUUGAAGCACAAUCUCUUUGUUCCCAUCCCUGAAUCAGAACCCUAUAUAAACCUUUCAGGUAUUUUGCUGAGAGCAGGAGGGAGCAGAUAAUUCAUUUUCAACUGAAAAGUAUGUUUGCUAACUGUUCUGGAGGAGUGGAGCCAAAUAGAUAUUUCUUAUAUCCCAAGGAACUAGACUUCCUUGAAUAUUGUUUGUUCAGUCUUCACUCUAAGAAGACUUGUCACCUCCUGAGUAACCAAGUGAAUACUUUUCGACUUGGCUUAGAACCCACUGUUAGCAUUUAGCAUUCUCCAAUCAAUGCUGGAGUGGGCCUGGGGAUUGAUAAAAGUUAAAGUGAAGAAGUAGCAACAUGUGUGAUAGAGAUCUCAUAAAUUUUAGAAUAACUACAACUACGGGUUUUGCAAUGAGUAAACAUGGCCAAAGUUACCUUAAAACCAGAAAUGGUCUGUUUCUUUUUUAGUUUUAUUUAAGGUAUACACAUUUUAUGUAUUUCCUAUAUACAGAUUUAGUGACAUAGUGAUGUUUCCCACCCUACUAUCCCCCCUGCCCAGUUAGAUUUGUGCUCAGAGUCCUUAAAUAUCAGCUAAUUUUAUUUUAGUUUUAUUUUUCUUUUUUUACCAGUGAGGCCUGUUUUUUUGGCCACUGUAGAGAAGAGGCCCUAAUGCUAACCAGUCCUGGCACUGACCACUGCUGUAUCAGUUCUAGGUAGUGGGUAGAAGCUGAGAAAACAGUCACACAUAUUAUUUUUUAAGAUUUAUUUUAAAGGCGGAGCCAAGAUGGCGGAAUAGUGAGGGCGCGCACCGAUAGUCCGGGAAAAUUUAAUUUAAUAAAAGGGGAGUUACGGUAGCCGCAGAAAAAAGAACCAGGAAAAAAUUGCACGGGAAUCGUGAAUCGGAGGACCUACUGGGAGAACAAGGUCGCCCACCGCGCGGAAGCCAAGUCGCGGGACCGAGCAGCAGAAGCCCCAGUGCUCCAAGGGGAGUGCAUGCCACACAGACAACAGCGGGGAGACUUGGGACGCUCAGGGCUCCGAGUCCACACAUCAGCGCUGGAAGGGGAGGUGAGCUCAAUAACCCGAGACAUUGGUGGGGAAACGGGGGUCAGAAUCUAGAGGGGGGCCGGAAAGUGCAGCAAACUCACUACCGGAAAGAAGGAAAAAAAAAAAGCUUCGGGGUUUCUCUUCCCCCUAACCUUGCAAAGGUUACAAGGCUGCAAGGCUAGAAGAAUUCCCAAGAGACAAAGAGCAGGCCUGCUCUCUGGAUUUACAUAUCAAUGGGGGAGAGCUAAGGAACUGAGUCACUACAAUUCAGUAGCUUAGGCAACCCAGUGGGAGUCCAGAGGAGCCAAAGACUGGAAGCUAAAUACCAUCAAUUCUGCACAGCCAUGCCCUGCGGUGUUACUUACCCCCUGAAUAAAUAAAAUAAAUAAAUAAAUAAAAAGAGAGAGAUUUACCACGCAUAACCUGAGGGUGUCACCUUUGCACACCCUUAACCUGGAAGAACCAGGCAGAGCUCUCAGGCCGCACCCAUCUCAAGCCUCCAAGGCUCCUCCAACAGCAGGCAGUCCACUUAACACGGACACAGUAUAAAAAAAAAAAAAAAAGCACAGUGACGCAAGAAGAAUUAACUAUGCCGAGUAACAAACACAGAAAUAGAGGGAGCAAGAUCAACGAUGACACUAUGAUGCCUCCAAAUAAGCAAAACACCCCAAGCCAAGAGUAUGAAGAUGAUGAGAUAGAAGAAAUGCAAGAUACGGAUUUCAAAAAAUUUAUGAUAAGAACAUUUAGAAGUUUUCAAAAGCAAAUCCUUGAACUACAGAAAUCCUUAAUGGACAAGAUUGAAAAUCUCUCUCGUGAAAACGAAAUUUUAAGGAAGAGUCAAAAUGAAACUCAGAAACUAGUAGAACAGGAAAGUGUUAUAGUGAAGAGAAAUCAAAAUGAAAUGAAGAGCUCAAUAGAUCAAAUGACAAACACAUUAGAAAUCCUUAAAAACAGAAUGGGUGAAGCAGAAGAGAGAAUAUCGGACUUAGAAGAUAGAGCACAGGAAAACAUACAGUCAAACCAAAGAAAAGAAGAGGAAAUUAGAAACCUAAAAAAUAUUGUUGGGAAUCUACAGGAUACUAUUAAAAAAACCAACAUUCGAGUUCUAGGAGUUCCUGAAGGCAUGGAGAGAGAGAAAGGAUUGGAAGGCCUUUUUAGUGAGAUACUAGCAGAGAACUUUCCAGGUUUGGAGAAGGACAGAGAUAUCCUAGUACAGGAAGCUCAUAGAACCCCAAAUAAACAUGACCAAAAGAGAUCCUCACCACGACACGUGGUAAUUAAACUUACCACAGUGAAACAUAAAGAAAAGAUCCUAAAAUGUGCAAGAGAGAAACGUCAGAUUACUCUCAGAGGAUCUCCAAUCAGACUCACAGCUGACUUCUCAUCAGAAACCCUACAAGCUAGGAGGGAAUGGCGAGACAUAGCACAGGUGCUAAGAGAGAAAAAUUGCCAGCCCAGAAUAUUAUAUCCUGCCAAGCUCUCAUUUGUGAAUGAAGGUGAAAUAAAGACCUUUCAUAGCAAACAGAAAUUGAAAGACUUUGUGGCCACUCGUCCGGCCCUGCAAAAGAUACUUAAAGAUGUGCUACACUCAGAAACACAGAAACACGGCCAUCAAUAUGAAAGAAGGGAAAGGAAGAACACCUACCAGUAAAAGAGCAUGGGAAGCUCAAAGCAUAUACUAGAAAAUAUUUCCGGGAAAAUGGCAGGGCAAAGUCACUAUGUAUCAAUAGUCACAUUGAACAUUAAUGGUCUGAAUUCUUCAGUUAAAAGACACCGUUUAGCUGACUGGCUCACAGAACACAACCCAACUAUUUGUUGCCUACAAGAAACACAUCUCUCUAACAAAGAGGCAUGCAGACUGAAAGUGAAAGGUUGGAAAAAGAUAUUCCAUGCCAACAGAAACCAAAAAAAAGCAGGUGUAGCCAUAUUAAUAUCAGACAAAAUAAACUUUAAUACAAAAACUGUUAAGAGAGACAAAGAGGGACACUAUAUAAUGAUUAAGGGUUCAAUUCAACAGGAAGAUGUAACUAUUAUAAAUGUAUAUGCACCUAAUUACAGGGCACCGGUCUAUUUAAAAGAUAUGUUAAGGGACUUAAAGGGAGAUUUAGAUUCCAAUACAAUAGUACUGGGGGACUUCAAUACUCCACUCUCAGAAAUAGACAGAUCAUCCGGACAGAAGAUCAACAAGGAAACAGCAGAUUUAAUUGACACUAUUGCCCAAAUGGAUCUAACAGAUAUCUACAGAACUUUCAACCCUACAUCUGCAGACUUCACAUUCUUCUCAGCAGCGCAUGGAACCUUCUCUAGGAUUGACCACAUACUAGGCCAUAAAUCAAGUCUCAGCAAAUUUAAAAGAAUUAGAAUCAUACCAUGCAGCUUCUCAGACCACAGCGGGAUGAAGCUGGAAAUUAGCAACUCAGGAAACCCCAGAAAGUAUGCAAACACAUGGAGACUGAACAACAUGCUCCUGAAUGAACACUGGGUCAUUCAAGAAAUCAAAAGAGAAAUCAAAAACUUUCUGGAAGUAAAUGAAGACAACAACACAACAUAUCAAAACUUAUGGGAUACAGCAAAAGCAGUAUUGAGAGGCAAAUUUAUAGCAAUAGGUGCCUAUACCAAGAAAUUGGAAAGGUACCAAAUAAAUGAGCUUUCAGCGCACCUCAAGGACCUAGAAAAACUGCAGCAAACCAAACCCAAAUCUAGUAGGAGAAGAGAAAUAAUUAAAACCAGAGAAGAAAUUAACAGGAUUGAAUCCAAAAAAAAUUACAAAAAAUCAGGCAAGCGAGAAGCUGGUUUUUUGAAAAAAUAAACAAAAUUGACACCCCAUUGGCCCAACUAACUAAAAAAAGAAGAGAAAAGACCCAAAUCAAUAAAAUCAGAGAUGAAAAAGGAAACGUAACAACAGACACCACAGAAAUAAAAAGAAUCAUCAGAAAUUACUACAAGGACCUGUAUGCCAGCAAACAGGAAAACCUAUCAGAAAUGGAUAGAUUCCUGGACACAUGCAAUCUACCAAAAUUGAACCAUGAAGACAUCGAAAACCUAAAUAGACCCAUAACUGAAACAGAAAUUGAAACAGUAAUAAAGGCCCUCCCAACAAAGAAAAGCCCAGGACCAGAUGGAUUCACUGCUGAAUUCUACCAGACAUUUAAAGAAGAACUAAUCCCAUUUCUUCUCAAACUAUUCAGAACAAUCGAAAAAGAGGGAAUCCUCCCAAAUUCUUUCUAUGAAGCCAGCAUCACCUUAAUCCCUAAGCCAGAGAAAGAUGCAGCACUGAAAGAAAAUUACAGACCAAUAUCCCUGAUGAACAUAGAUGCAAAAAUCCUCAAUAAAAUUCUGGCCAAUAGAAUACAACAACACAUCAGGAAAAUCAUCCACCCAGACCAAGUGGGAUUCAUCCCUGGUAUGUAGGGAUGGUUCAACAUUCGCAAAUCAAUCAAUGUGAUUCACCACAUUAACAGACUGCAGAAGAAAAACCAUAUGAUUAUCUCAAUUGAUGCAGAGAAAGCAUUUGAUAAAAUUCAACACCCUUUCAUGAUGAAAACUCUAAGCAAAUUGGGUAUAGAAGGAACAUUCCUCAAUAUAAUCAAAGCAAUUUAUAAAAAACCCACAGCCAGCAUCCUAUUGAAUGGGGAAAAGUUGGAAGCAUUUCCACUGAAAUCUGGCACCAGGCAGGGAUGCCCACUCUCACCACUGCUAUUUAACAUAGUUCUGGAAGUUUUAGCCAGAGCCAUCAGACAAGAAAAAGAAAUCAAAGGAAUACAAAUCAAGAAGGAAGAAGUCAAACUAUCCCUCUUUGCAGACGAUAUGAUUCUGUACUUAGAGGAUCCAAAGAACUCUACUAAGAGACUAUUGGAACUCAUAGAGGAGUUUGGCAAAGUGGCAGGAUAUAAAAUCAAUGCACAAAAAUCAACAGCCUUUGUAUACACAAGCAAUGCCAUGACUGAGAAAGAGCUGCUAAGAUCAAUCCCAUUCACAAUAGCUACAAAAACAAUCAAAUACCUUGGAAUAAACUUAACCAAGGACGUUAAAGAUCUCUACGAUGAAAAUUACAAAACCUUAAAGAAAGAAAUAGAAGAGGAUACCAAAAAAUGGAAAAAUCUUCCAUGCUCAUGGAUUGGAAGAAUCAACAUCAUCAAAAUGUCCAUUCUCCCAAAAGCAAUUUAUAGAUUCAAUGCAAUCCCAAUCAAGAUACCAAAGACAUUCUUCGCAGAUCUAGAAAAAAUGAUGCUGAAAUUCAUAUGGAGGCACAAGAGACCUCGAAUAGCUAAAGCAAUCUUGUACAACAAAAACAAAGCCGGAGGCAUCACAAUACCAGACUUCAGGACAUACUACAGGGCAGUUGUAAUCAAAACAGCAUGGUACUGGUACAGAAACAGAUGGAUAGACCAAUGGAACAGAAUUGAAACACCAGAAAUCAAUCCAAACAUCUGCAGCCAACUUAUAUUUGAUCAAGGAUCUAAAACUAAUUCCUGGAGCAAGGACAGUCUAUUCAAUAAAUGGUGCUGGGAAAACUGGAUUUCCACGUGCAGAAGCAUGAAGCAAGACCCCUACCUUACACCUUACACAAAAAUCCACUCAACGUGGAUUAAAGACCUAAAUCUACGUCCUGACACCAUUAAGUUAUUAGAGAACAUUGGAGAAACCCUUCAAGAUAUUGGCACAGGCAAAGAAUUUCUGGAAAAGACCCGGGAGGCACAGGCAGUCAAAGCCAAAAUCAACUAUUGGGAUUGCAUCAAAUUGAGAAGUUUCUGUACUGCAAAAGAAACAGUCAGGAGAGUGAAGAGACAACCGACAGAAUGGGAAAAAAUAUUUGCAAACUAUGCAACAGAUAAAGGGUUAAUAACCAGAAUCUACAAAGAGAUCAAGAAACUCCACAAAAACAAAACCAAAAACCCACUUAAGAGAUGGGCCAAGGACUUCAAUAGACAUUUUUCAAAAGAGGAAAUCCAAAUGGCCAACAGGCACAUGAAAAAAUGUUCAAGGUCACUAGCAAUCAGGGAAAUGCAAAUCAAAACCACAAUGAGGUUUCACCUCACCCCGCUUAGAAUGGCUCACAUACAGAAAUCUACCAACAACAGAUGCUGGCGAGGAUGUGGGGAAAAAGUGACACUAACCCACUGUUGGUGGGAAUGCAAACUGGUCAAGCCACUAUGGAAAUCAGUCUGGAGAUUCCUCAGAAACCUGAAUAUAACCCUACCAUUCGACCCAGCCAUCCCACUCCUUGGAAUUUACCCAAAGGAGUUUAAAUUGAUAAACAAAAAAGCGGUCUGCACCCUAAUGUUUAUUGCAGCACAAUUCACAAUAGCCAAGACCUGGAACCAACCUAAAUGCCCAUCAACGGUAGACUGGAUAAAGAAAUUAUGGGAUAUGUAUUCUUUAGAGUAUUAUACCGCAGUAAGAAACAACGAAAUCCAGUCAUUUGCAACAAAAUGGAGGAAUCUGGAACACAUCAUUCUGAGUGAAGUAAGCCAGUCCCAAAGGGACAAAUACCAUAUGUUCUCCCUGAUCGGUGACAACUGACUGAACACCAAAAAGGAAACCUCCUGAAGUGAAAUGGACACUAUGAGAAACGGUGACUUGAUCAGCAUAACCCUGAC